AGGCUUAUUUCGUUCCACGAUCAGAAGUAAAAGAUGGAUGUACGAGAUUAGCCAAAAACCUUGAAUCGCCUAGUUAUGAAGAUGUUAAAGCAUGUUACGAAGGAAUUAAGUAUGAUGAUAAACGAGCAAAACAAUUGAUUGAUGUAACAGAAGGGAUUAUGUCAAAUUUUUAUCCUUUUCUUGACCAAGCUAAAGAAAACCCAGAAAAUGGUUUUAGUUUUGAACCUAUAGACUUGAAAAAAGAACUAAACUCAUUACGUCACAGGAAUUAUAAAUCUGAUUUUGAAUUCAUAAUCAUGGAAGACGAUUUAGAACCAUCAAAUAAGGGUUGCGAAGUAAUAGAAAUAAAUGGUCAGGAUGCUCUAAAAGUAAUCAAAAAAUUUGCUAAUGAGAGUGUCGUAGGCUCAAGAGAUCUAGGUGUCCGAUUUAAUUUAGCAUUGACUUCUCUCUCUAAACAAUUCGAUUCUUGGUCUAGCGCUAAAGGAACUGAUCAAUUUGUAAAUAGACGUGAUUUACCAGAAACCCCUACUAUUACUUAUACAUUAUCAUGUUCUGGAAAAAAACGCCCUUUAGUCAGAAAAUGGAGUGUAUUUUCCGUGGGUGUAAAUGAUUUUAAAGAUACUAAAAGCUAUUUUGAACAAAAUUGUUUACCUAACCAAGAUAAUCCAAGAGUAGAACCAGGAGAAGAAGUUGAUGUUCGCUUGAUUGGUGACAUUGGUAUUGCAAGAAUUGGAACUUUCAGUUUUGGAACUCAAAAAUUACUUGAUAUGAAGAAAGGUCUUCAAUAUUUAUCCAAUAAGGCUAAAAAGCUUGUUAUAGAUUUAUCAAAUAAUGAAGGUGGUUUUGUUGGCUCGGCCCAGGUCAUAUGUGCACUCCUACUUCCAUCAAACGGCUUUUUUCCAGACGACGUAAAGAUUACAAAUAUUACUAAGCAAAUGCUAAAUCCUGGUGGUCUCCUCGAUAUAAGCGAUGAUAUUUCAUUCCCCUCUGGAAAAAAAUUUUCUAGUAUAAAAGAUUUCAUAGGCAACAACUUUAUUGAAAGAGGCAAUACAACUUCAAGAUAUUCUAACAAAUUUACUUUUCAACUUGAUAACGAACUCUUAGAUAUAAUUAAAGAUAAACCAAAACUUAAGUGGACAAAACACAAUACUAUAAUUUUAACUAAUGGAUUUUGUGGAUCUGCUUGUGCACAAACAGCUCAAUAUCUAGUUGAGAUAGGCGAAUUUCCAACUGUCGCUGUCGGCGGUUUCUAUAAAACUCCCUUAUCAUAUUCUUCUUUUGUUGGUGGGGAAGUUCUUUCUUACGAUAGCCAAUCUAUUAAAAUCAAUGGUAUCCCUGACUUCCCGUUAUCAGGCGAGCUUCAGUUUACUGCAACUGAGUCAUAUAGUGUUAACGAACCAAAUAAGGUUUUAGACUUUUUAUAUAGACCUGCUAAAUAUAGAAUUUAUUACAAUGAUCAAAAUGCUAGGGAUCCUAGAAUAUUGUGGAAUGAAGCUGCUAAAUUUUUAGAUUAA
Molecule: messenger RNA, 1514 nt
Organism: Cetraspora pellucida
Lineage: Eukaryota; Fungi; Glomeromycota; Glomeromycetes; Diversisporales; Gigasporaceae
Source: the annotation of a GenBank genome assembly